UGUUGGCGAGAAGCUGCAGCAUGAAGACGGACAGACGGCCUCUCCACCUGCAGACUCCCCCAGCACAGAGUCAAAGUGGGCGGUGGGAGCUCAGUGUCGGGCGGUGUGGUCGGGGGAUGGGCAGGUGUAUCGGGCAGUGGUGGUGUCUAUGGACGGCGAAUGCUGCAGAGUUCGUUUCGUUGGCUACGGCAAUGAGGAGGACAUGGAACUGAGCGCGCUCAGGAGUCCCGAUGCUGCACUGCAAGCACAGAGCUCACAGGACUGGAAGCCUGGCUCUCAGUGCCGGGCGGUGUAUUCAGAGGACGGUCUGGUUUAUCCUGCUGUGGUUCUUUGGGUCAAAGGUCAGCGCUGUCGCAUUCGCUACGAUGAGUACAACAAUGAGGAGGAGCUGGAUGUCAGCAGCCUGCUGAACUCUGACGAGCUCCAUGGACCCAGCAAAGCUGGCCCAGUUAAGGGCAGUGGCUGGAAGUCCACAGCAACUAGCCCUCAUUUUGACUGGAGGAGGAAGAGGAGGGAGGAGAACCAGGGAGAGCGAGGAGGAGAGAGGAGGUCAGCAUGGAGAGAAGAUCAGCAGAACUCCUCCUGGGUUAAAGACAAACCUGGUAAUCAGAGCAAAGUUGAGAAGGAAGCAGACGAGAGGAGGAGAGGAAACCAGCAGAGAAACGGAGCAGAGAAACCGACCAAUCACAGCUUCCCUCUCUUUCCUCCUUUGCCGCCUCCUCCUCCUUUUCAGUCAGGCUCAGGGGACCCUUUGCCCUUCUUCCCUCCUCUUCCUACAUGGAUGUCUGGUGGGAAAGAAUCCAGCACCCCUUCAGCUUCCGACGCCAUCUCCAGCAUACUGAUGCUGUGGUACAUGUGUGGUUUCCACACCGGCAGCUACCUGGCUCAGCAGCAGUUCAGGUCGACAUCCAAAGACUGAGAGCCAGAGAGAGUUCUGGGACGAGAAGCAGGCUGAGCGUCAUCUUUCAUUCACAGUGUACAUUUGUUUAGUAAAUUUUUAGAAUUGUUUUAUUUGUUCUUGGUUGAAUGUUCUCAUGGAAAAGCUCUGGUACUUGGAAGUAGUGCAGGAAGUGUUUUUGUUGUUCAGAGAGUUUGCAAUGGAAAUGUUUGGUUCUGUUGAGAGUUUCAGUGUCGCUGUUAGACAAUGAAAUGAGCAGUAUUUUGUUAUUAAACAGAAAGAUGGGUAACUUC
Stegastes partitus (bicolor damselfish) is the source of this 1191-nucleotide messenger RNA. RefSeq names its product survival motor neuron protein-like. The record is from RefSeq and is a predicted model, not a curated record. Bases 149 to 919 code for a protein of 256 amino acids. NCBI's taxonomy places the organism in Eukaryota, Metazoa, Chordata, Actinopteri, Pomacentridae. The transcript is spliced from 8 exons. Gene Ontology annotation, cellular component: cytoplasm; nucleus. Gene Ontology annotation, molecular function: RNA binding. Gene Ontology annotation, biological process: mRNA processing.